UCUGUGAAGAAGGCAGCAAACGAAGCGUAUGUUGCAUUAAGAGAAAAUGUCGUGAAGAAUGUUCACGAGGAGUAUUUCAGAACAGGAUACGCAUGGGAACAGUAUAAUGAAGAAACUGGUAGCGGGCAAAGAACUCGUCAUUUCUUGGGUUGGACUUCGUUGGUUAUUUUGAUGAUGAAAAUGCCUCGAGAAAUCAUCUAGUUUCACGAAAAACUUUAGAUAGCUGAGCCUUUUAUUUUUUCAUAUAACUGACUCUUUAUAUAUUUACAAGACAGCACCUUUCUUUGUUUUAUUCCACCUAGCGAGUUAGGGACACCUUACCUGAGUUUUACACAGCCAGAACCUAAAUGUCAUCAAAGAAAAAACAAGUUGAGAAAGUUGAUGCUGAGCAAGGUAUGUAAUUAGCCCAAUAAUAAUGGUUCAUCUAUCUAUUGAGCACAAAUACUAACCAAGCAGCAAAAAUGCACACUUUUUUGUAAAAGCGAGAGAAAUGAUCUUGGAGUAUAUGAAGAAAGAAUAUAGACCAUAUGGUGUAACAGAUCUUAUCCUCAAUUUACAUAACAAGGUCAACAAAACCAUGAUGACAAAACUUCUAGAUGAUAUGGUUGAGGAACAAAAGUUGAUUGUAAAACGAUACGGAAAGUUAAGCUUUUAUUGUUAUUCCGAACUCAAAUGUGAUGAAAAUGUCAAGCCGAUUGACUUUGAAACAUUGGGAGCAUUAAAACAAGAGCUUGGAGAAUAUGAAAAUGACUCCGCUGAGCACAAAAAGAGUAAGAGCAAUUGAGUUUCCACUUUGAAUUACUACGUAGAUCCAUGAAUACUAACAAAAAUUUAUCAAUUGCAGGAAUUACACAAUUGAAAAACGAGUUAACCGAUGAUCAAUUAAAAGAAAAACAAAAGGCUUUGCAAGAAACCAAUGAAGCUUUAAAAAAAACGAUACAGGAUUGCACCAAGAAGGAUUCCAAUGUCAGCAACGACAUCAAAAUGCAGAUGGAGAAAAUUGACCAAGAGGAAAGGCAAUUGAUGAAAAAAUUCAAGCCACUGAAGAAGAUCGUAAGUGUCUAAUCUGGGAUGGUUCUCAUUUUACUGACAAUUUAGAGACAAUGAUACUAACAGCAAUGGAAAAAUUAUAGCAUGAUGAGAUGAUCAAGACGCUCAAAGAUGGAAUGGAAGGAUUUGAUAAAAAGAU
This is a messenger RNA of Pichia membranifaciens NRRL Y-2026, 1189 nucleotides long. RefSeq lists its product as hypothetical. The record is from RefSeq and is a predicted model, not a curated record. The transcript has a single exon. Gene Ontology annotation, molecular function: recombinase activator activity; double-stranded DNA binding. Gene Ontology annotation, cellular component: DNA recombinase auxiliary factor complex; condensed nuclear chromosome. Bases 491 to 784 code for a protein of 97 amino acids. Lineage: Eukaryota; Fungi; Ascomycota; Pichiomycetes; Pichiales; Pichiaceae. Gene Ontology annotation, biological process: homologous chromosome pairing at meiosis; meiotic strand invasion involved in reciprocal meiotic recombination; meiotic joint molecule formation.